AUUUUAGUGUUCACAUUCACCUCUUCUAGCCCAUGCUAAUGGAAUUCAAGAUUACAGAUAAGGCGUGAGGCCACCACACGCCAGUACCUACACUUUAAUCUCAACCGUCCACGUGUCUCUCCUUUCAACGGCUCAUAAAAACCCGUAUCCUAUUUGUUCUCUCGUGAACCCUUGGCUCCUCCUUUUAAAUUUCAACCUUCAGCUUCAGUCUCUCACCUCAUCAAAAACACACACAUUUUCACCUUUUGAUUCGUCAACAAUGUCGAUGAAUACAGCCAUUUCAUCAUCAUCUAGGGUUCUGUUGAAGAAACCAGAUAUAGAUCUGGAUUCGGUGCCCAAAAACACCAUUGGUUCUGUCAAAAUUCCGUGUUUUUCAUCGUCGCCAUCCUCUGUUUUGAGCUUGAUGUCAAAGGUGAGAAGAGGAGCCGUUCAUUGUGCUUCGAUGGUGGAGGAAAAGAGUCCGGUGUUGAGUAGUGGGGUGCUGUUUCAGCCGUUUGAAGAAGUGAAGAAGGAGGAGUUCUUAGUCCCGAUAUCUCCUCAGGCCUCACUUGCACGUCAAAACUAUUUCGAUGAUUGUGAAGCUGCCAUUAACGAGCAAAUCAAUGUUGAAUACAAUGUCUCCUACGUCUACCACGCUCUGUAUGCAUACUUUGAUCGAGACAAUGUAGCCAUGAAAGGCUUUGCCAAAUUCUUCAAGGAAUCAAGUGAUGAAGAAAGAGAACAUGCAGAAAAGUUAAUGAAAUAUCAGAAUAUGCGUGGUGGAAGAGUAAACUUGCAUACCAUAGUUGGGCCCCCUUCAGAGUUUGAACAUGAAGAAAAGGGAGAUGCUUUAUAUGCAAUGGAGCUAGCAUUAUCCUUGGAGAAACUAGUCAAUGAAAAACUCCUUUCUUUGCAUAGGGUGGCGGAUACAAACAAUGAUCCACAACUGGCAGAUUUCAUUGAGAGUGAAUUUCUAGCUGAACAGGUUGAAGCAAUAAAGAAGAUUUCAGACUAUGUGUCUCAAUUGAGAAGAGUUGGAAAAGGCCAUGGGGUGUGGCAUUUCAAUCAGAUGCUUCUUGAGGAGGGUGUUUGAUUGUACCUUUAGCAUAAUAAGUUGUACUUUGUUGAGGAUUCUGUGGUGUUUUGUGUGGUUUUAUCGUUAAUAUUUGUGGUUGUAGUACUUAUGGCAGUUUUUUUAUAUAAGUUAGAAACUUUAUGCACUAUUAAUUAAGGUUUUAAGAAUUUUGUACGCAAUUUUUCACAUCUUUUUUAUGGAAACUUUAUAAAAUAAAUUUUUAUAAAUUGAUAACCAGUUAAAUUAUUUAAGAUACAUUAUAGAGUUUGUACAUAUGCUUUCAAAAUGCAUGUUGUAUGCAAUCUGGGGAACUGAGUUGGAAUCAUAUGAAAGGUGUGUUUGGAAUGAGCUUUGAAUUUAAGUGUUUAGGUUUUUUUUAAAAGAAAAAAAAACAACAAAAAGUCGAAAUAAAGGUAAAGCUUUGUUUGAGCUAUGGAUAGUUCAUGGUUGUUGGCACCAAACAAACGCCAAAGUAAAUCAGAUAUACAUUCCAUGCGUGAAGAAAAAAUGAAUAACUCAAGCUUGUAUAAAUUGUCAAGUAGUUAGUUUGAAUUAUGGUUUUUAUGAAGAUUUGCAUGUAUUAUGGUCUGUGGAUGAAAGGAGUAAAGAUAAUUGGUAUUUCUAAUCAUAUUUUCAUUUCUUCUUAUUGUACUGGAAAUUUUUAUCUAAUUAGAAUUUUACUGUCAAAAAAUUUAUUUUGGAUUUUCUUUUAAAAUUGUUGAAAAUAUUAGGAUUUUAGUG
This is a messenger RNA of Lactuca saligna, 1795 nucleotides long. The record is from the annotation of a GenBank genome assembly. NCBI's taxonomy places the organism in Eukaryota, Viridiplantae, Streptophyta, Magnoliopsida, Asterales, Asteraceae.